Molecule: messenger RNA, 1237 nt
Organism: Tigriopus californicus
Lineage: Eukaryota; Metazoa; Arthropoda; Copepoda; Harpacticoida; Harpacticidae
Product: cytochrome c1, heme protein, mitochondrial-like
Exons: 5
Coding region: 16-1008 (330 amino acids)
Biological process (GO): mitochondrial electron transport, ubiquinol to cytochrome c
Molecular function (GO): heme binding; electron transfer activity
Source: RefSeq, a predicted model, not a curated record
CCGUGGGUGUUUUCCAUGGAUUUUACCGGGUCACUCUACCCUCCUAUUGGUGGUCGCCAUCAUCUGCUCGACAACUGCCACUACAAUCACUUCUACAACACUUCUGAGUGGUGUCGUUGCGUUACGUGCGUGCAGCAAAGAUCUUUCUUUCCUUCAGACCUUGGGCUGCAAAACAGGAUGGCAGGUUGGACCGUGGGCAAAAAGGUUCUGGCUACGGCCCUAGGCAUGGGCGCCACUGGAGGAGCGGGUCUGUACGUGGCUCUGGAUGAGUCGGUCAAGGCGGAUUUGACCUUGCACCCACCCAAGUUGCCGUGGUCGCACAAAGGUCCGAUUGACUCGUUUGACCAUGCUUCCAUUCGUCGGGGGUACCAAGUGUACAAACAGGUGUGUGCCGCUUGCCACAGCCUGAAAUACAUCCCCUACCGUCAUUUUGUGGACGUGUUCAUGACGGAGGACGAGGCCAAAGAGGAGGCAGCCGAGGUUAUGGUCCGUGACGGCCCCAAUGACAUAGGCGAGAUGUUCGAUCGACCCGGCAAAUUGACCGACUAUCUACCCAUGCCGUUCCCCAAUUCCGCUGCUGCGGCCUACGCCAAUAACGGCGCUGUACCUCCAGAUCUAAGUUUGAUGGUGUUGGCCCGUCACGGUGGCGAGGACUACCUCUACCACCUUCUCAAUGGCUACUGCGACCCUCCCGAGGGCGUGGAGCUGGGUGAGGGUCAACAUUUCAACCCGUACUUCCCGGGUGGCGCCAUUGGCAUGGCCCCGCCCUUGUACACGGACAUCAUCGAGUAUGAGGAUGGCACACCCGCCACCCAAUCCCAAUUGGCCAAGGAUGUGAUCACAUUCCUGUCCUGGACCGCCAUGCCCGAGCAUGACGAGCGCAAGAAGUUCGGCAUGAAGGCCAUGUUGGUCCUCAUCCCCUUCACGGCUCUUUGUUACUACAAGAAGCGACAGUACUGGAGCUUGCUCAAGAGCGGCAAGUACGUGUACAACCCCAAGAAGUACUGAUCACGUGAUUGAACAUGAACGCUAGAGCCUCGUCGCCAUGCCCAUUCCCCUAGGCCGCAUUCAGCAAUGGAAGCCCAGGGGGUGGGAGUAGUUUUGUCACACCCAAAAUACAUGUAUGUGUAUAUACAUUUAAAGUUGAACCACACCAACCAACCAGAGGAACAAACAUCGUGGUCUAUUUCUGAAAUCUUGUUUGCUAAGUACCUUGCAAAUAAAACUAUGAAUUAUC